ACCGGUGCGGGGCCGCCACCGCUUCCCGUUCCCGGUCCCGCUGUGCCGGUGCGGGGCCGCCGCGUCCCCGGCAGGAAGCUUCCCCGCUCCGCCGCUCCCCGCCGCCCCGCCGCGGGAGGGCGCAGCCCCGUAACCCUCCCUUUCCCCCCCUUCCCCUCCCCUUCCCCCGGUCUUCCCCCGCCAUGCCGGAGAAGCGUCCCUUCGAGCGGCUGCCCGCCGACGUGUCCCCCCUCAACUAUGGACUCUGCCUCAAGCCCGACCUCAUCGACUUCACCUUCGAGGGCAAGCUGGAGGCCGCCGUGCAGGUGAAAAAUGCAACCAACCAAAUUGUGAUGAACUGCGCAGACAUUGACAUUAUCACAGCUUCCUAUGCACCAGAAGGAGAUGAAGAGGUACAUGCCACAGGGUUCAACUAUCAAAAUGAGGAUGAAAAGGUUACUCUUUCCUUUCCCAGUACUCUUCAGAAAGGGACAGGGACACUAAAGAUAGACUUUGUAGGGGAGCUGAAUGAUAAAAUGAAAGGGUUUUAUCGAAGUAAAUACACCACCCCUACUGGAGACACACGCUAUGCUGCUGUCACUCAGUUUGAGGCUACCGAUGCUCGCAGAGCUUUCCCUUGCUGGGAUGAGCCUGCCAUUAAAGCCACAUUUGAUAUUUCUUUGGUGGUUCCUAAAGACAGAGUAGCCUUGUCCAAUAUGAAUGUUGUUGACAGGAAGCCGUACCCGGACGAUGAGAACCUGGUGGAAGUGAAGUUUGCCCGUACCCCGAUAAUGUCCACCUAUCUUGUAGCCUUUGUGGUGGGAGAAUAUGACUUCGUAGAGGCCAGGUCCCUGGAUGGUGUCUUAGUGCGUGUUUACACUCCUGUGGGCAAAGCAGAACAAGGAAAGUUUGCAUUAGAGGUUGCUGCUAAAACUCUGCCUUUUUAUAAGGACUACUUCAAUGUUCCUUACCCUCUUCCUAAAAUUGAUCUCAUAGCUAUUGCAGACUUUGCUGCUGGUGCCAUGGAGAACUGGGGCCUUGUUACUUAUAGGGAGACUGCAUUGCUCAUUGACCCCAAAAAUUCCUGUUCUUCAUCUCGCCAGUGGGUUGCUCUGGUUGUAGGACAUGAACUUGCUCAUCAGUGGUUUGGAAACCUUGUGACCAUGGAAUGGUGGACCCACCUCUGGCUGAAUGAAGGAUUUGCCUCCUGGAUUGAGUACCUGUGUGUAGAUCACUGUUUCCCCGAGUAUGAUAUCUGGACUCAGUUUGUUUCUGCUGAUUACACCCGUGCUCAAGAGCUUGAUGCCUUAGACAACAGCCAUCCUAUUGAAGUUAGUGUUGGCCAUCCCUCCGAAGUAGAUGAAAUAUUCGAUGCUAUUUCUUACAGCAAGGGAGCAUCUGUAAUCCGAAUGCUACAUGACUACAUUGGUGAUGAGGACUUUCGGAAAGGAAUGAAUCUGUAUUUAAAGAAGUUCCAGCAGAAGAAUGCAGCUACAGAGGAUCUCUGGGAAAGCCUGGAAGAAGUUAGUGGGAAACCUAUUGCUGCUGUGAUGAACACAUGGACCAAACAAAUGGGAUUUCCACUCAUUUAUGUGGAAGCUGAACAGCAAGAAGAUGACAAAGUGCUGAAGUUAGUCCAGAAGAAAUUCUGUGCCAGUGGACCAUAUACUGGGGAGGAUUUGCCCAUGUGGAUGGUCCCCAUAAGUAUUUGUACAAGUGAUGACCCCACCUGUGCCAAAAUGCAAAUACUGAUGGACAAACCAGAGCUCACCUUGGUUUUGAAAGACACCAAACCAGACCAGUGGGUAAAGUUAAACCUUGGAACAGUUGGGUUUUACCGUACCCAGUAUAGCCCUGACAUGCUGGAGAGUUUAAUACCAGCCAUCAAAGACCUCUCCCUACCCCCUGUGGACAGGCUUGGCCUGCAGAAUGAUCUUUUCUCUCUGGCCCGAGCUGGAAUCAUUAGCACUGUAGAGGUUCUAAAAGUCAUGGAAGCUUUUGUGAAUGAGCCCAAUUAUACUGUGUGGAGCGACCUCAGCUGUAACCUGGAGAUUCUCUCAACUCUCUUGUCCCACACAGACUUCUAUGAGGAAAUCCAGGUGUUCGUGAAAGAUGUCUUUUCACCAAUAGGGGAGAGACUGGGAUGGGACCCCAAACCUGGAGAGGGUCAUCUAGAUGCACUUCUGAGAGGGCUGGUCUUGGGCAAACUAGGAAAAGCUGGGCACAAGGCGACAUUAGAAGAAGCCCGACGCCGAUUUAAGGACCAUGUGGAAGGAAAGCAUGUGCUGUCAGCUGAUCUGAGGAGUCCUGUAUAUCUAACUAUUUUGAAGCAUGGAGAUAGUACUACUUUAGACACUAUGCUGAAGCUUCACAAGCAAGCAGACAUGCAGGAGGAGAAGAACCGAAUCGAACGAGUUCUUGGAGCCAUCUCUCAACCAGAACUGAUUCAAAAAGUUCUCACCUUUGCACUUUCAGAAGAGGUACGUCCCCAGGACACGGUAUCUGUUAUUGGUGGAGUAGCUGGAGGCAGCAAGCAGGGGAGGAAAGCUGCUUGGAAAUUUGUAAGGGACAAUUGGGAGGAACUUUAUAAUCGAUACCAAGGUGGAUUCUUAAUAUCCAGACUAAUAAAGCUAACAGUGGAUGGAUUUGCAAAUGAUAAAAUGGCUGCAGAAGUUAAGGCCUUCUUUGAGAGUCACCCAGCUCCAUCAGCAGAGCGCACGGUGCAGCAGUGCUGCGAGAACAUCCUGCUCAACGCAGCUUGGCUCAAGAGGGACGCCGACAACAUCCACCAGUACUUCCUGCAGCGCAAGGCCCCACCAGCCAUGGUGUGAAGCUGUGCAUGCCCCUGCUGCAGUCCUGCUGCCGCCUCAUGGGGAGAGGGAGGAGCGACCCCACCACCUGAUUCGUAAUGCCAAGAAUUUGGAGUCUUUUUUUCUCAAGCCAGUGGGGAUUGGACAAUGAAUGUAGUUUAACUGGUUCCUGCUCACACUCCAGAUUGAAAUCCUAGUCAAAUUCUCAGCAAUUCAGCAAAAAAAAACCAACACAAACCACACACAAAAAAAAGAAAGGAAAAAAAAAAGAGAGAGAAAAAUGUGUAAAUAUGAUAGUAAUAAACUAGAGCAUAACAAAACUGUGAAACUUCCUCAAGCCUUGUCAGUGGUUCAACUAUUUAACACCCCCCUCCUGACACUUCUUGACAGAUGUUCUGGUUUUUACACCCUCCCCUCCC
Molecule: messenger RNA, 3208 nt
Organism: Neopsephotus bourkii (Bourke's parrot)
Lineage: Eukaryota; Metazoa; Chordata; Aves; Psittaciformes; Psittacidae
Gene: NPEPPS
Product: aminopeptidase puromycin sensitive
Exons: 23
Coding region: 183-2810 (875 amino acids)
Biological process (GO): peptide catabolic process; proteolysis
Cellular component (GO): cytoplasm
Molecular function (GO): peptide binding; metalloaminopeptidase activity; zinc ion binding
Source: RefSeq, a predicted model, not a curated record